Tribolium castaneum (red flour beetle) is the source of this 656-nucleotide messenger RNA. RefSeq lists its product as uncharacterized. Gene Ontology annotation, molecular function: protein-lysine N-methyltransferase activity; nucleic acid binding. The transcript has 4 exons. The record is from RefSeq and is a predicted model, not a curated record. Bases 1 to 627 code for a protein of 208 amino acids. Lineage: Eukaryota; Metazoa; Arthropoda; Insecta; Coleoptera; Tenebrionidae. Gene Ontology annotation, biological process: methylation.
AUGUCAGAUGGGGAAGAUGAUGUGCCCCAGUUGUCGGCAAGUACGUUUCAGGCGCUUCAGGAGUUUUACAAAGAACAGGAGGAAAGGGAGACGCGGUUUUUGUCAACACCUGAUGAAAAUACCACUUUAGACGAAAACUGGCAAUUGAGUCAGUUUUGGUACGAUGAUAAGACCACAGAAAAUUUAGUUAAUGUAGCUUUAAGAGAGGUGGGUCCAGAUGGUAAAAUAGCACUGGUUUCGUGCCCAACACUUUACAAAAAGAUGAAGGAACGUGUAAGUGACAAGGGGGAAGUAACACUUUAUGAAUAUGAUCAGCGUUUUAGUGUGUAUGGCAAUGAUUUUGUUCCCUAUGAUUACAAGUCGCCUCUAGGGGUUCCGAGGGAAAAAGCUAGUUAUUAUGAUCUUGUCAUAGCUGAUCCACCGUUUUUGUCAGAGGAAUGUUUAACCAAAGUUGCAGUUACACUUAAAUUUCUUACGAAAGACAAAAUCAUUUUGUGUACAGGCGCAGUGAUGGAACAAUUCGUUGAACGCCUGCUAGACCUGAAGAAAACUCCCUUAAAGCCGCAACAUCGAAAUAACUUGGGAAAUGAAUUUUACUGUUAUUCCAAUUUUAAGAUUGAAUGUUAAUGUUAAUAAUUAAAACACGUUUUUACAUA